Symbiodinium sp. CCMP2456 is the source of this 338-nucleotide messenger RNA. Lineage: Eukaryota; Dinophyceae; Suessiales; Symbiodiniaceae. The record is from the annotation of a GenBank genome assembly.
AUGUGCAUCGUGUCCUCCGAGGACCGCGCGCAAUCUGCACUGCGGGCGGUGGCUCAGUUCGCCAAUGUGGCGGGACAGGUGCAGCACGAGGAGUUGCGGACAGCCUCCUUGCAGGUCGCACAUGAGGCACUGGCACAGUGCGAGGCGCAUGGCCAGCGUUGUGUCCAGUUCCUCCUGGAAGCACUGCAGAAGAGCACCAAGGCCAGCGCGAGUGCCGCCGAGGAUGUAAUCUGGAUGGUCUACAAGGUGGCACGAAGAAGCGACACAGCAAAGGCAUGGAUACUUCAAGCAGGCGGCGUGUCUGUCUUGAAGGCCGCCCUUCUUUGUCAUGCCAACCA